CAGUCCGCAUUUAAUUUUAUUUGGUCGCCUGCUAACAGCGACAUCGGUUGCGUCUCGCCAAAAGUAAUAUCACGCUCACGGAAUUCAGAAACAAGUAAAAGAACAUCAAUAAGUUCAGUGACAAGCCGAAGUCCGUGUUUAAACCGUCAUUAAACAACCGUUAAGAGUGACCAAAUCGCCAAAAGAAGACAGGACCAAUCAAGUGUGGCCAGUUGUCAAGGACCUCUUACGUUAACUGCCAUAACUAGAGCGCGAUACGAUCAAUCGGAAUCAAUUUCAUUCAGUUUUAUUGAACACUCAACGCCCCGUGCAAUCCAUAAUCUCAACGAUUGGACAAUUGCAACUGUAACGUGAAGAACACAAAUUGUCAACAAAGUCGUAAAAAAUUCGCACACUCUGGCAAUAAAGUAAAUGAAACAUUAACAGAAAUAAGGCGAAAAAGUGCAACUAAUUAAUUACUUCACAGAAGGCGUACAUAGCCUACAACACGAAAGUUGGCGCAAUAUGAGCCGUUGGCUUUAAAAGGAACAUCCCAUCAGCAGGAGCAACAUCCAGCAGAGGAGAGAGGAACAGUGGAGACCCGGUCAAAGUUCAUUUGGAAACCGGAGCAAUAAGCCCAGGGCGAUACCAACAAAAUGGUUCACGGACCGCCGGCCCGCAGAAAAUCCCAGCAGCAACAUGAGCAGACCUGCGAAAUGGAUCUCGAGAGACAGCCGACUCCACCGGACGGCGGAUGGGGCUGGGUGGUGGUCUUCGGCUCCUUCAUGAUACACAUAGUCACCGAUGGCAUGACCUACUCCUUUGGCAUCUUCUACAAUGAGUUCCUGGAAUAUUUCAACGAGGGCAAAGGUUAUACGGCCUGGAUUGCCUCCAUAAUGGUGGGCGUGACCUUCUCUUCUGGACCCAUCAGUUCGUCGUUCGUGAAUCGCUAUGGAUGUCGAGCGGUGACCAUAGCGGGUGCCAUCUUGGCCUCCAGUUGCAUCAUCGUGAGCAUGUUCGCCCAGAAUGUCCUCACGCUGAUCAUCACGAUUGGCUUUGGAACUGGUUUGGGCUUCGGGCUCAUCUAUCUGCCGGCCAUCGUGAGUGUGACCCAGUACUUCGAGGCCCGGCGAUCCCUGGCCACGGGCAUCGCGGUCUGCGGCUCCGGAUUCGGCACUUUCGUCUUUGCCCCGCUCACUGAGUACCUGAUCGGGAACUACGGAUGGCGAGGUGCGAUGCUGAUCAUCGGCGGCAUCGUGCUUAACUGCAUCAUCUUUGGGGCGAUGUUCCGUCCCUUGGAACUGGUGCCACCAUCCGCACAAACGCCGCCAAACACACCGAGCACGCCCAAGCUGGGCAAGAAGUCGGCCAUUAUCGAUGAGAACACCACCCCGGCGGAACUGGAGCCCCUAAAGAUCCUGCCCAAGGAUCAGUACCUACAGCUGCCCCAGCGCACAGAUACUCCGGUUUCGGGUGGCGGACCUGGUGGUGCCCUCUGCCGAUCCAAUAGUGUAGGCCAUAACCUUAAGCCCAGUUUGAACAACAACUCGAAUGGCGCCGUCAAUGGGCAGGGACCCAUAUUGGUGACCCCACCGCAGGCGGUGGUGAAGAGCACCAGCAACGAUGACAUCGCCCGCAAGUGCCACAGCCAGCUGCAGCUGACUCCUCUGAGGGAUGCCCAUCGCGAGCGGAGUGCCAGUGGCACCAUGUAUCGCCCAGAUGCUCUUUACCAGGGCUCGCUGCACAACCUGCCCGACUAUGUGAGCUCGAGGAACGAUCUCAACCGCUCCAUUUCCGGAUCCGGCGUUAUCAAGCGGUAUGGAUCUCUUCGCCAAAGCAACAAUGUGUCACAGAGUCAGGAGGAGACCAAGUGCUGCGGUUGCAUUACGUGCUCCAAGGAGACCCGCGACACUUUCGCCGAGAUGAUGAACUUCUCCCUGCUGAAGGACGUGAUCUUCGUGAUCUUCUCCGUGUCCAAUUUCUGCACGAGCAUCGGCUUCAACGUGCCCUAUCUCUAUGUGGCCGCCUACGCGGAGACCCUGAACAUCAGCAAGACGGAGGCCAGCUACCUGAUAGCCACGAUCGGAGUGGCCAACACAGUGGGCCGCAUCAUCCUGGGCUACAUAUCGGACAAGCCGUGGGUCAACCGGCUGCUGGUCUACAAUGUCUGCCUCACCGCCUGCGGAAUUUCCACUGCCAUGGUGCCGCUGUGCCAUGACUACCAGUCCCUGGCCUUCUACUGCAUCGCCUUCGGCUUCACGAUUGGAGCCUAUGUGGGCCUGACCUCGGUGAUCCUGGUGGAUCUGCUGGGACUGGACAAGCUGACCAAUGCCUUCGGCCUGCUGCUGCUCUUCCAGGGCAUCGCCAGCUUCAUAGGUCCGCCCAUCGGAGGUUGGAUGUACGAUCUGACGGACUCGUAUGCGCCGGCCUUCCUGAUGGCCGGUCUCAUGAUCGCCAUCAGUGGCGUGGUGAUGUUCGCCAUUCCGCCGCUGCAGCGCCUUCAGGAGAAAAAGGCGGGGCAGAAGCACCACGCGGAGCACCUAGCCCUAAGUUAGUCCACCCACAUCCAUUGUCCGCCCCGUGUUUUUGUUUCCAAUUUUUUUGUUUUUUUUUUCUAUGGUAACUAUAAAUCUAGAUAUAUGCUGAUAUACUAUACUAUAUGUAUAUUAUAUACUGAUGCACACGACAUUUGGUUAGAUUAAGUCCUAGACCUAGGCCAGACAUGUAUGUAUGUGUGUAUGCCACAGCCAAAGCAUAUCAUAUCUGAUUAUUUAUGUAUAGGCAACUACACACGACCCACGAACCACGACCCCUGAACCCAUUCCCAUAAACAAGCUCCAUUGCAAAUGUAUACCUAUAUGUACGUACAUAUAUCCAUAAACAAAUUGUACUAGAGGAAUUAAUGUUAUUCUAAUAUGACUGUAUGCGUGUGCGUGUGUCUGUCUGUGUAUACGCCAUUAAAGAAAGCUUUUCUACAAUAACAAAAAACCAAAAAAAAUA
Molecule: messenger RNA, 2979 nt
Organism: Drosophila suzukii
Lineage: Eukaryota; Metazoa; Arthropoda; Insecta; Diptera; Drosophilidae
Gene: Mct1
Product: Monocarboxylate transporter 1
Biological process (GO): monocarboxylic acid transport; transmembrane transport
Cellular component (GO): membrane
Molecular function (GO): monocarboxylic acid transmembrane transporter activity
Source: RefSeq, a predicted model, not a curated record